AUGAGGAAUAAGAGAGCAAGGCGCAACGACGAGGUAAACCGUCCUCACGACCGGCCCCGUCGUCCGUCGCCUCGCAGACGCCCGCCACCGCCAAACCCGUAUGAUAGACCGCCUCCGCGCUCUGAUACAUGGAGACCAGGAAGUGGUGCGCGAGAUGAUCGCAAUGGACAAUAUAACCCUCGAAACGACGACUUCCGUCAUUCGGAUUCCUACCGGCCGUCGGUGCCACAAGGCGACUUCACAUUCAGGUUUGAUAAGCCGGCGGGUAUGCCGGACCUGCCUCCCAGCGCCCAUCCGUUUGACAACAGAGGGCCGCGACGAGAUCGACGUGGUGGUCCGAAUCGGAAACCUGGUAGACGCUGGCAGCCACCUCCUCACCCUUCUGAGCGGGCACUCAUCUCUGGCGCAACACUAAACCUACCAGAAGAGCGCGUGGACAAUGGGGAAGGUGGCGCCAAGUUCCGUGACCUGGACGAGCUAUCAGAUGAUGAUGAAUUGGAAAUGGACAUUUCAUCAGCUUCAGACUCUGAAGAGCCGUCAAGGAAACGCGUGCGCACUGAUGGAGCAGCCGAAGAAGAGAACGCCGCGCCAAAGUGGUCAAAUCCUGAUCCCUACACAGCCUUGCCUUGCCCGGACGAGACGACUCGUAAGAAGCGCGACGUAGUCAAGCUCAUUCGAAAGGCUCGAGUAGAGGCAGCUGCCAAGGCGGAUGCACCUGCCGAAGCGGAGGACUUCCUCUCUUUCGACCUAACAGAGGAUGAAGAGGAAGAAGACGAGGAAGAGAUUCCACCUCCGCCUUCCGAAGCCCCGCCGCCAUUACCUCCAUCAGGCCCUGCUGCUUUUAUACACAAACAUCCAGAUGCGACAAACAAAACAAACGGCCUUCCAUUACCAGAUCACUCAGGCCCGCUCGGAUCUCGAAAGAGGACUGCAGAUGAUGAAAUUAAGCCACCAGACUAUGGACAGCUUAAAAAGGUCACCAUGAAGCCAUCAAAAGGCAGCGUUACGACUAUUUGGCUGCCAAAGAAGAAUGAGGAGCCGUGUCCCUGGCAGACCAACGAUCACUCCUCUACGCAGAACAUGGCUUUCAGGUUACACAAGGAAGUUCUCGACUUCUAUGCGUAUGUCCGGCCGCGAGAUUUUGAACAGCGAAUUCGCGACAACCUUGUCGAAAACUUGCGCAAAGCUAUGAGGCGAGAUGGACGAAACUUUGCCUCGGCGGAAGUGCAUCCUUUCGGGUCCUUCAUGUCCGGGCUGUAUCUGCCUACAGCCGAUAUGGACCUUGUUGUCUGUUCGGCUAGCUAUAUGCGUGGAGGGCCACCGACAUACCUCAGUGCGAAGAGUUGGCUGUAUAAGUUCCAGAAGUUUCUCACCAUGCAGAAGGUCGCCGACAGUGAUUCGAUCGAGGUUAUUGCCCACGCUCGGAUUCCGUUGGUGAAGUUUGUGGACAAGCUUACGGGACUCAAAGUCGAUGUAUCGUUCGAAAACUUGGGUGGCGUAACGGCCGUCGAUACAUUCCUUUCCUGGAAAGCACAAUACCCUGCCAUGCCCAUUCUCGUCACUGUUAUUAAGCACUUCUUACUGAUGCGGGGCUUGAAUGAGCCGGUCAAUGGAGGAAUCGGCGGAUUUUCAGUCAUCUGCCUUGUUGUAAGCAUGUUACAGCUGAUGCCCCAUGUGCAAAGCAGAAGCUUGCUGCCGGAGCACCAUCUUGGUGAGAUGUUGUUGGAGUUUUUUGAGCUCUACGGUCGACAGUUUCAAUACGAAACAAAUGCCAUAUCGCUCACCAGACCAAUCGGGUAUAUCAGAAAGUCGGAAGUUGCAACUUUUACCUACAAAAAUAGAAACCGUUUGUCUAUCGUUGAUCCAAACAACCCUAGCAACGAUAUCUCUGGCGGAUCGUCGAAUACCAACUCAAUUAUGGCGCGCUUUGCUGACGCAUAUAUUGCUUUACGAGACCGAAUGAAGGAUGUUGCGCUUAAUCCCCAAAAAGGCGGUAUUCUGGAUACAAUUUUAAAAGGAGACUACUCCUCCUUCCGUCUUCAGCGCGAAUAUCUGAGACAUGUACACGAACAGAGUAUUGGCCCCUGCUCGGACUAG
This is a messenger RNA of Pochonia chlamydosporia 170, 2097 nucleotides long. Its product is annotated as poly(A) RNA polymerase cid14. Lineage: Eukaryota; Fungi; Ascomycota; Sordariomycetes; Hypocreales; Clavicipitaceae. Gene Ontology annotation, biological process: RNA 3'-end processing. Gene Ontology annotation, cellular component: nucleolus; TRAMP complex. The transcript has 3 exons. Gene Ontology annotation, molecular function: mRNA binding; poly(A) RNA polymerase activity. The record is from RefSeq and is a predicted model, not a curated record. The coding region runs from base 1 to 2097 and encodes 698 amino acids.